CUCAGGGUCACAGACUUCGAGAUUAUAAUACUGCUAAGUCGUAGAAGUCGUAUCGAAGUCGUCAUGAAUAUUCUCUUUCGUUUUUCUCUCCUCCUCGCCGCCUGUGUGGUGGUCAAUGGAAACCCCGCGGCGGGAAAACCAUGGCACUGGAAGUCACUGAAACCCUUAGUGAAUCCUCGUGUUUCACUGAAAACAGAUGACACCCGUAUCGUGGGUGGCACUGAGGCCGUUCCCCACUCGUGGCCCCACCAAGUGGCUCUCUUCGUCGACUUCCUGUACUUCUGCGGCGGUUCCCUCAUCUCCAGCGAGUGGGUCCUCACGGCCGCUCACUGUGUCGACAGACAUUACUCAGUGGAGGUGGUCCUCGGCGCCCACAAUAUCUUCGAGGCCGAGGACACCCAAGUCACGAUGAGUUCGAGCGACUUCUUCACCCACGAGGACUGGGACUCCUUCUCCCUGGCCAACGACAUCGCCCUCGUCAGGUUACCGACGCCCGUGGAUUUCACGGAGAGCAUAGCGCCUGUCAAGCUCCCUUCGUCAGACAUCAGUGUUGGCAUCACAGUGACUCCCACGGGAUGGGGACGCCCGGCGGACUCUGCUGACGGGAUCUCCAACGUCCUUCGUCAGGUGGACGUGCCUGUCAUGGCGAGCGAGGACUGCGAUAAAGUCUACGGGAUCAUCGGCGAAGGUCAAGUCUGCGUCGACACCACCGGAGGUCAAGGAACGUGUCAUGGAGACUCCGGCGGUCCCCUCAACCUCAACGGCAUGACCUACGGCGUCACCUCCUUCGGGUCUUCUGUAGGAUGCGAGGCCGGAGAACCUGACGCCUUCACCCGCGUCUUCUAUUACCUGGACUGGAUCGAGGAGAAGACAGGCGUGACUCCUUAAGUAAAUGAUGUCAGUUUAGGAGACACGAGUGGGAGGUGAUGGAGUAUAGAGAGGCGUGGGUUGGAUUUUCUCUCUUUCUCUGUCUAUCUGUCUAGUUCUUUCUCUUUGUCCUUUUCUUUCUCUGUUUCUUGCUUGUUCUUUUUCUCUUUGUGUUUUUCUUUCUCUGUCUCUUGCUUGUUCUCUUUCUCUUUGUGUUUUUCUUUCUCUGUCUCUUGAUCGUUCUCUUUCUCUUUGUGUUUUUCUUUCUCUGUUUCUUGCUCGUUCUCUUUCUCUUUAUCUUUUUUCUUUCUCUGUCUCUUGCUCGUUCUCUCUCUCUCUCUCUCCCCCCCCCCUCUCUCUAUCUCUCUCUCUCUCAUUCUUUCUCUCUCUUUCUUUCUCGACUUACCUUUUUGAGUUACACGCUUUACGAAUGCUUCAAAUACCUGCUUGUGUAUAAUUCUGAUGUAAUGACAACAAAGAAAACGGAAUUACAAACUUCCAUCUUUUU
This is a messenger RNA of Penaeus indicus, 1375 nucleotides long. Its product is annotated as chymotrypsin BII-like. Gene Ontology annotation, biological process: proteolysis. Gene Ontology annotation, molecular function: serine-type endopeptidase activity. NCBI's taxonomy places the organism in Eukaryota, Metazoa, Arthropoda, Malacostraca, Decapoda, Penaeidae. The transcript has 7 exons. The record is from RefSeq and is a predicted model, not a curated record. The coding region runs from base 64 to 888 and encodes 274 amino acids.